CGGCGCAGGUUUCUGCCAGUGAAUCAGUCUGCUAGUGGAGACAGACUAGGAACUGUGGCAGAAGACACAAGCAAGGCAGUCAAAGCAGAGACCCAAGAUGUGGCGCCUCCUCGUGCUGCUCUGCUCCCAAGCAAUUGCCUUUUCAGCAGGACUCACAGCACCCUUCACUCUCAAUUCAGACAAAAGCCAGUGCAGGAAGACUCGCAACCCCGAAUGCUUCAUGAACGUUAGUGAAAUCAUCAGAUAUCAUGGAUACCCCAGCGAGGAAUAUCAAGUUACCACAGACGAUGGAUACAUUCUUGGUGUUUUCAGAAUUCCCGCUGGCAGAAACAGCCAAAAUACAGGACAAAAGCCAGCAGUCUUCCUACAGCAUGCUUUUCUAGGAGAUGCUACCCACUGGAUUUCUAACCUGCCCAACAACAGCUUGGGCUUCCUCCUUGCAGAUGCUGGCUAUGAUGUCUGGAUGGGAAACAGCCGAGGCAACACUUGGUCUUUAAAACACAAGACCCUUAAUCCCAGCCAGAAAGAGUUCUGGCAGUUCAGCUUCGAUGAGAUGGGUAAAUAUGAUAUUCCAGCAGAGCUGUACUUCAUCAUGAAUAAAACUGGACAGAAGGAUGUAUAUUAUGUUGGUCACUCUGAAGGCACAACAACAGGAUUCAUAGCAUUUUCUACAUACCCUGAGCUGGCUAAACGGGUGAAAAUGUUCUGUGCUCUGGGCCCAGUAACCACAUGCUCACAUGCUACAAGCCCUCUGAUUAAGAUAACAAAUGUUCCUGAACCACUGCUCAGGUUAGUAUUUGGCUGCAAAGGAGCCAUGCACCAAAUCGGAUUUCUGAAAGGACCUGUGACACGGUUAUGUACAAGCCUGGAUAAGUUUUGUGGCCAUAUACUCUGUUACAUAGCUGGAGGCAGCAUAAAAAAUCUGAACACGAGUCGAAUAGAUACGUACGUAGGACAUUCCCCUGCUGGAACAUCCGUACAGAACAUUAUUCAUUGGCAUCAGCUAACACAUACAGACCAAUUUCAAGCUUAUGACUACGGUUCUAAGGAAAACACGAAGAAAUACAACCAGUCUACUCCUCCUGUGUACGAGAUAGAGAAGAUAAGCACACCAAUUGCUGUUUGGAGCGGUGGACGUGACAAAUUUGCAGAUCCAAAAGACAUGGCAAAGCUACUGCCUCGGAUUACUAAUCUCAUUUACCAUGAGCAUUUUCCUGCUUGGGGACAUCUUGAUUUCAUCUGGGGCCUUGAUGCAACUGAGAAAAUGUAUUGGAAAAUCAUUGAACUAAUAACAAAACACCCUUAAAAACCGCAUGCAGAGUGUUGAUUCACUUAGUAAAGCCACCAAAAUUUCUAUUUGGCAAUAAGGGUGAUACCUGGGGAAGAGGUAAACACACAGACAUACAUAAUGGAUACCACUAUAGGUACUUACAUGUAUUUGUUUGUUUCUUGCUUUCCUCACAGUUUGAGGUUUUCCAUGGUGUUACUGUGACUGCUGUCUUUCUGAGAAGUUUGAGGUGUAUAGGAACGAAAGCUGAAAACAUGAAUA
Messenger RNA from Grus americana (Whooping crane), 1549 nucleotides. Its product is annotated as lysosomal acid lipase/cholesteryl ester hydrolase-like. The transcript is spliced from 10 exons. Bases 98 to 1306 code for a protein of 402 amino acids. Gene Ontology annotation, biological process: lipid metabolic process. The record is from RefSeq and is a predicted model, not a curated record. Lineage: Eukaryota; Metazoa; Chordata; Aves; Gruiformes; Gruidae. Gene Ontology annotation, molecular function: hydrolase activity, acting on ester bonds.